AUGAAGAUGGCGACAGGCCUUGAGUUCUGCGAGGAUGAAGGAGAUUUACUCGGCGAUGACGCUAACGAAGAGCGGGACCCUAACUUUGUGGAGGAAAGAUUUCGCGUGGACCGUCGUAAACUGGAGCAAAUGCUCCAAGGUCAGUAGCACACGAGACGCGAUCGGUCCAUCGAACGACUUUAUUUACUCUCCAUCUAUAUUUUGCUUAGCUAAUCAUUUGAACUUUAUAUGCUAAAGCGAUAUUUAUGAAUUUCAGCUGCUGUGGAGGGAUGUGGCCAGACUGGCGAGGAGUUUUUCCAGAAGGUUAGAGGAGGUCAAAUUAUCUUUUAAUUCUCGACAUAAUUGCAGCUGAGUUGUAAAUUGUCUUGCGAUGGUAUGCCUCUCGUAGAUCAUGGAAGAAACGGCAACCACCAUAACAUGGCCAUCAAAACUCAAGAUCGGUGCCAAAUCUAAGAAAGGUAAGUCAGUGAACAGUUCUAUAUGA
Porites evermanni is the source of this 484-nucleotide messenger RNA. The record is from the annotation of a GenBank genome assembly. NCBI's taxonomy places the organism in Eukaryota, Metazoa, Cnidaria, Anthozoa, Scleractinia, Poritidae.